Molecule: messenger RNA, 3644 nt
Organism: Stegostoma tigrinum
Lineage: Eukaryota; Metazoa; Chordata; Chondrichthyes; Orectolobiformes; Stegostomatidae
Gene: slc10a7
Product: solute carrier family 10 member 7
Exons: 12
Coding region: 689-1720 (343 amino acids)
Cellular component (GO): plasma membrane
Source: RefSeq, a predicted model, not a curated record
GGCGUUCUCGAUCACUGUGGGGGGGAAAGUUGCGGUCCGCAUCUGCUCCCACGAUAAGACAUUCCACUCCCGCACAUCCCAGAUGUCCAAGUUCUUUAAGGACCGCAACUUUCCCCCCGACAGUGAUCGAGCCACAGCCACAUUAAGACUGGAAGUGUGAUUAUUUUAAACUUCUGGAAACUAGGCUCAACGCAGCUUUUCUGAAGAAGGGUCUAGGCCCGAAACUCAGCUUUCCUGCUCCUCGGAUGCUGCUUGGCGUGCUGUGUUCAUCCAGCUCUACACCACGUUAUCGCAACGCAGCUGCACGUGUUCCGGCAAUCACCUCUUUCAUCCCAACACAGCGGCGAAUAGAAGAAGCGGUUGACAAGGCACCCGCAUUUUUAUUAACCAGCGCCUAUGUACGGUGAUUACUGAGAAAUAGACCUGUCAGCCUUUCUCUGUGUAAAUGUCUACCUUGCUUUUCUUCCGGAAGUUUGUCUUCUGCCGGGCCCCUGCUCCUCUGGUACCGCCUCCGCCGGCCACGCAGUCAGACCAGGAUACGAUCGACGUGGAUCUCGAGCGGCUCGAGUCCGGGAGCGGGCACGGCAGGGUGGGAGAACCCGGACGGUAGAGGCGGAAGCGACGUUUGCAGAGAGGCUCGGUGGCUGUACGCCGUGUUUGAGCGGCCGCUCUCUCCCUCUGAAAAGCCAUGGGUCUGCUGGAACGUGUCCGGAAGCAGUGGUUCCUGAUAGUUAUAGGGCUGGCAAUCACCUUCGCUUAUCUGCAGCCUUCCGUGGGAAUGCAUGGAGGACCAUUGAGGCCAGAGUUUACUAUAACUUAUGUUGCUGUUUCAACAAUAUUUUUAAACAGUGGACUCUCACUAAAGACUGAGGAGCUGACUAGUGCUUUGAUGCAUGUGAAACUUCAUAUGUUUGUGCAGAUCUUCACACUUGGAUUUUUCCCAACUGCUGUAUGGUUUAUUCUUAAAUUAUUAGCUCUGACAUCAAUAAACCCAUGGCUUUUAAAAGGUUUGCAGACCGUUGGUUGCAUGCCUCCUCCUGUAUCAUCUGCUGUAAUCCUAACCAAAGCAGUUGGUGGAAAUGAGGCAGCUGCGAUUUUCAAUUCUGCUUUUGGAAGUUUUCUGGGAAUUGUUAUCACCCCACUAUUACUUCUGUUGUUUCUAGGAUCAUCUUCUUCGGUGCCAUUUACUUCAAUUUUCUCUCAGUUGUUUAUGACUGUAGUAAUCCCACUCAUUGUAGGACAGAUUUUACGAAGAUACAGCAAGGAUUGGCUUGAAAGGAAGCAGCCCCCAUUUGGAGUUAUCAGCAGUUGUGUGCUCCUUAUGAUCAUAUAUUCAACAUUUUGUGAUACUUUCUCCAAUCCAAAGAUUAACCUAGAUACCUUUAGUCUGAUAAUAAUUGUUCUUUUAAUAUUUUGCCUUCAGCUGAGUUUCAUGUUUCUAACUUUCAUCAUUUCUACAAGAAAAAAAUCAGGUUUCACAGCUGCAGACACAGUUGCCAUCAUUUUCUGUUCCACCCAUAAAUCACUGACUCUUGGAAUCCCGUUGUUGAAGAUAGUGUUUUCAGGGUAUGAACAUUUAUCCCUCAUCUCUGUUCCAUUACUCAUCUAUCAUCCCACCCAGAUCCUGCUCGGUGGCCUAUUAGUUGGAACAAUGAAGAGCUGGAUGAUCACUCGUCAAAAAGCUCUAAAACUCACAAGACAGACAAAGCUUCCUGUAUAACGUGAAUGGAAUAUUUAUUUUGUAUGAAUGUACAUAUACCAGGCAAUGAAAAGUAUAUAUAGAACCUCCAGAAAACCAUUCAAGUGAAGAUUUAUGUUUAAGAAUUUUGUGUUUGUAUCUGUCUUAUUUUGUGUAUGUUCAUGAUUAAGUGCCUUAAAUGUACAACUGACACUUUUAGGUUAAUUUUCCUUAUGCAAGAACUAUUUGUUGAAUAAGAGCAGAGGACUGCAGGGUAUUUGAGGUUCAUGUCUGAUUUUAUUUUGGUAACAAAACAUACUUGGUAAAUCAACACAUGGGAUAUUUUAAAGAUUGUGGCAUCUAGGUUUGUGAAAUGAUGUUUAGCUAUCAAAAAAAUCUUAAAGAAAUUCUUUUCAUGUUUCUGUCCUAUUUUUCUUUAAAUGAAAUAUUGCUAUUUUUCUCCCCUUAGGCUUUAUGUUUAAUGUUAUAUCAUUAGCUGGCCUCAUUUUGUGUGAAGUUCACAAAGCUUUUGCCUUUUAUCCCAUGAGGAUACCCCACGGUAUGACCAAGUGCUUUUGUGGUGGAUAAGGGGCAGAAAUUAAUGUUGGGGUCUGCUUCCAUUAAAACCACAUUGUUUGACGCUAAUCAAAUUGAGGAGUAGUGGAUAAGUUUGAAGUAAUUUGUUGCUGGAUUGAAGAUGGGCAAGACAAUUGAUAGAAGACCUCCAAUUAAAUUGUAUCAGUACACUUCAGCUAGUCAAAAUAUCAUAUUUAAAAAGACAAAGUAAAUUCCAAAUAAAUAUUAUUGUUGAACAGUUAUUGAAUGUGGCAAAUGCUAUAUUUUUCAUUCUAUGGUGUAACUCUCAGGAAAAUAUUUGCUGGAAGCUGUUCUUUGAAAUGUAUUUUAUAAUGGUAUAACUGAAUCUCAAAUUCAGUGAAUCAAAAUUAUGGUUUGAUGAGCUACAGUAAUUUGUAGCUGCAGCCUGCCCAAUAUCAAUCCGUUUGUUAUCAGUCAUCAGAAAUUACCCAAAAUUCUGCUCCAUAUUAUUUUACCAAAUUAGUAUCCAAUGAGGACCUGCAUCAUCUAUUCGUACAAACAUUUAUUUUGACACUGUUGUGCCAUCUGUAGUGCAGGUGAAGGUCAAUAAUGUGUCUAUUUUUAUAUAUUACGUAUGUAUAUAUGUAUACACAUGAAUUUAUAGUGUCUCAGACCAAAUUCAUGUGACCUUGAAUGACAUACUGUGAGAUUAAAAUAAACCCUUCAGUUACAUUACUACAUUGUAUCCUAAUAAAUUCAAUCACAAUUCCUUUGGAUAGUGUUGAGUUCAUUUAUUAAAUGCAAUAUAAGGAUUUUUUAAAAUAAUUCUACUAUAAAUUCUGGAGCAUGAUCCAUGAAAUGAUGGGACCAUUAGUAAAAUACAUUUAUUAAUAAAGCAUUGUAGAUAAAAUGCUUACAAUGCAUCAGGCUUUGCUCUUGUUUAAGUCACUAGUUAUGAGGUGCACACUCAUUGAACUUAUCUGUUUUCAUUCUAAUUAAUCAUUUCUUGAAUGUUGCUUUUUGCGUGUUUCUGAUCAAAAUAGCAACGAGUUGAAACAUGUGAGCCUUUUCAGAGUUUAUGUAUGUUUUGCAUGUUAUUGGUUAUGGGUUAUUAUAAUGAAUGUGUUUUAAUCUGAACAAAUGUUUAAAUGUAAAACAAAACUGCUGACACUGAAGAUCUGAAAUAAAAACAGAAAUUGUUGGAAAAACUCCAUAGAUCUGGCAGCAUCUGUGAGAGAAAACAGAGUUAACAUUUUGAGGCCACUGACACUGACCUGCUGAGUUUCUCCAGAAAUUUUUGCUCUUGUUUCAAAUGUAUAAAUGUAAAUUAUUGUUAGAAGCAGUUUACGUGUUCAUUUUACAAGCGUCUUGUUUGUAUUUUUGCAAGAUACAUCAAUAAAGAGCCAUAUAGCACACACGAGCAGGUUGA